AUGGCAGAACCGAUGGAUGAAGCUGAUGAAGCUGCAAAAUUUGUGACCAUCAUGCCGGAUGGUGGCGGUGCGACUGAUCCAAUGCCGGGAGUUCCAGAUGGUGGCACUGAAUUGGAUGCCUUGUUGGAGGAAGUAACUCCAAAGCAGCCAAAGCCAAAGUACUCGAAAGCAUUGUCCAGUGUUGGCGGCCAGACCCAGAAAAUGGUACAGGAAAGGGCCCAAGAACAAAUCAACGAGAUGCAGCUGUCGUGCAGUGCGUCCGGCAUCAACCAGCGGUCUGCCAAAGAGCUGCAGUUGCUCAGAGGGGAGGUGGAGUUCAGUGGAUUGGGUACUGGUGGUCACCGUGCUCAUUACGUGAUUGCUCCUCCAGAGAUGGAGAGUGCAGAUGAACUCUUGCGCUGGAUGUUCGUCCGUCAGGAUGGAUGGCGCUUGAAGCCUCCAAAUCUUUUGCUAUCUUGCUAUGGCGGAAGGGAUCACUAUGUGAACUGGGCUAAUUCACCAACACUUCGAAACCGAGAGGCCUGGGCCACGGCCACCGGCGCCGUAGAGGAUUGGCAGUUCAGACAGAAGUUUACCAGCCGACUGUCAGAGAUCUCAUCAGGUGUUUGCCAAGCUGUGAGCGAAUGUGGGGGAUGGUUUGAUCUGGGCACAGGACCUAGAGGAGGCUUGAACGAAGUCUUGAUGGACGGCUUGAAGGUCUAUUGGUCUGCCUUUGGAUGCCUGGCAGGACACAAGACCGACAACGUGGUGUUCUGUGUGCGCUUUUUGCAGGACACGGAGUUCAAGGACAGCUUUCUCCAGUGUGCACAAGCUGUGCCCGCAUCCGGUCCUGUUGACAAGAAGGAAGAAUUGAAGGAACGAGUGAUGUACCCGUCUGUCAACAGCCAAUUGUUUCCGCGAGCUUGGCUCCGAUCCGAAGGCCAAUGA
Durusdinium trenchii is the source of this 927-nucleotide messenger RNA. Lineage: Eukaryota; Dinophyceae; Suessiales; Symbiodiniaceae. The record is from the annotation of a GenBank genome assembly.